CGUCACUGACUGUGGGAAGAGAAGCCCCACCUGACAUGUUACAGGUUGAAGGAAACUUAAAAGCAGCAGCUGCCCUGUCCUGUCCGCUUGUUACUGGACGCGAGGCUCCUUUGACCUCGAGACUGAAGAUGAGGUUGCCAUGGGAACUGCUCGUCCUGCAGUCGUUCGUGGUGGGCCUUGCAGACGACCACACGCUGCAUGGCCCGGUGUUCGUUCAGGAACCAAGUCACGUCAUGUUCCCUUUGGGCGCCGAGGAGGAGAAGUUGAAGCUCAGCUGUCAAGUCAGGGGGAACCCGAAGCCUCACAUCAGGUGGAAGUUAAAUGGAACAGACGUGGACAUAGGCGUGGAUUUCCGCUACAGUAUUGUUGAGGGCAGCUUGCUGAUCAGCAACCCGAAUAAAACCCGAGAUGCGGGGACGUACCAGUGCGUCGCCACCAACUCCUUCGGAACCGUGGUCAGCAGAGAGGCCAGGCUGCAGUUUGCCUAUCUCGAGAACUUCCAAACAAGAGCAAGAAGCACAGUGUCAGUGCGCCAAGGCCAGGGCAUGGUGCUGCUGUGCGGACCGCCCGCCCACUCCGGAGAGCUGAGCUACGCCUGGAUCUUCAACGACUACCCCUCCUACCAGGAUAACCGGCGCUUCGUCUCUCAGGAGACUGGGAAUCUGUACAUCGCCAAAGUGGAAAAGUCGGAUGUAGGGAAUUACACCUGUGUGGUCACCAACACCGUGACCAACCACAAGGUCCUGGGGCCGCCCACACCGCUGAUGCUGAGGAGCGAUGGGGUGAUGGGCGAGUAUGAGCCCAAAAUCGAGGUGCAGUUCCCAGAGACGGUCCCGACGGCCAGGGGAGCCACGGCGCGGCUGGAGUGCUUCGCCCUCGGGAACCCCGUGCCCACGAUUAUCUGGAGACGGGCGGACGGGAGGCCGAUCGCGAGGAAGGCCAGGAGGCACAAGUCGAACGGAAUCCUGGAGAUCCCCCACUUCCAGCAGGAGGACGCCGGCUUAUACGAGUGUGUGGCCGAAAACUCCCGAGGGAAGAACGUCGCAAGGGGACAGCUGACUUUCUACGCUCCACCCAGCUGGAUUCAAAAAAUAAGCGAUAUCCACGUGGCCAUUGAAGAAAGUGUCUUCUGGGAGUGCAAAGCCAGCGGGAGGCCCAGACCCACGUACAGGUGGCUGAGAAAUGGGGAGCCGCUGCUCGCUCAGGACAGAGUCCACGUCGAGCAGGGCACGCUCAACAUCACCGCGGUGAGCCUCUUGGACGCGGGCAUGUACCAGUGCGUGGCCGAGAACAGGCACGGGGUCAUCCUCUCCAGCGCGGAGCUGAGCGUGAUAGCCGUGGGCCCAGACUUUUCAAGAGCCCUCGUGAAAAGGGUGACGCUGGUGAAAGUAGGAGGUGCGGCCGUCAUCGAGUGCAGACCCAAGGCUUCCCCGAGGCCUGUCUACACCUGGAAGAGAGGCAGGGACGCGAUAAGAGCAAAUGAGAGAAUUACCGUUUCUGAAGACGGAACCCUUAGGAUCGUGAAUGUGACGAAAGCCGACGCGGGGAGUUACACCUGUGUGGCCACAAACCAUUUCGGGACCGCCAGCAGCACCGGGAGCCUGAUCGUGAAAGACCCAACGAGGGUGACGGUGCCCCCCGCCAGCAUGGAUGUCACCGUCGGGGAGAGCAUCGUGCUCACCUGCCAGGUGAGGCACGACCACUCGCUGGACAUUGUGUUCACCUGGUCGUUCAACGGGCACCUGAUAGACUUCGACAGAGACGGGGACCACUUCGAAAGAGUCGGAGGGGAUUCAGCUGGCGAUUUGAUGAUCCGAAACAUCCAGCUGAAGCACGCGGGGAAGUACGUCUGCACCGUGCAGACCAGCGUGGACCAGCUGUCCGCAGCCGCCGACCUGAUCGUCAGAGGUCCCCCAGGCCCCCCCGAGGCAGUGACCAUAGACGAAAUCACGGAUACCACCGCCCAGCUGUCCUGGAGGCCCGGGCCCGACAACCACAGCCCGGUCACCAUGUACGUGAUUCAGGCCCGGACCCCGUUCUCCGUGGGCUGGCAGGCCGUCAGCACAGUCCCCGACGUCGUCGACGGGAGCACGUUCACGGCCGCCGUGGUGGGCUUGAACCCCUGGGUCGAAUAUGAAUUCCGCACAGUGGCGGCCAACGCCAUUGGGAUCGGGGAGCCCAGCCUGCCCUCUGAGAAGCGGAGGACAGAGGAGGCCCUCCCCGAGGUCACCCCGGCCAACGUCAGUGGUGGUGGAGGCAGCAAGUCCGAGCUGGUCAUAACCUGGGAGACGGUGCCCGAGGAGCUGCAGAACGGACGGGGCUUCGGGUACGUGGUGGCCUUCCGGCCCCACGGCACGGCGACCUGGAUGCUGACGGUGCUGGCCUCGGCCGACGCCUGCCGAUACGUGUUCCGGAACGAGAGCGUGCGCCCCUUCUCCCCCUUCGAGGUCCGAGUGGGCGUCUACAACAACAAGGGGGAGGGCCCCUUCAGCCCCGUCUCGGUGGUGUACUCCGCAGAGGAAGAGCCGACCAAACCGCCGGCCAACCUCUUUGCCAGGAGCCUUUCUGCCACCGACGUUGAGGUUUUCUGGGCCUCCCCCAAAGAGAAGAACAGAGGACGGAUACAAGGCUACGAGGUUAAAUACUGGAGGCAUGGUGACAAGGAGGAAAACGCUAGGAAAAUACGGACUUUCGGAAAUCAGACGUCCGCGAAGAUCACCGACCUGCGGGGCAGUGCGCUCUACCACCUCGCGGUCCAGGCGUACAACACGGCGGGGACGGGCCCCUCCAGCGCCACCGUCAACGUGACCACCAGGAAGCCGCCACCCAGUCAGCCCCCCGGGAACGUCAUGUGGAAUUCAUCGGACUCCAAGAUCACCCUGAACUGGGACCAGGUGAAGGCUCUGGAAAACGAGUCGGACGUGAGGGGCUACAAGGUCUUGUACCGAUGGAGCAGGCAGAGCCGCACGUCUGUCAUCGAAACCAACCAGACGUCGGUGGAGCUCUCUCUGCCUCUGGACGAAGACUACAUCAUAGAAAUCAAGCCCGUGAGCGACGGGGGCGACGGCAGUGCCAGCGAGCAGAUCCGAAUCCCAAAGAUAACAAAUGCCUACGCCCGCGGCGCGGGGCCCUCCACCUCCAACGCCUGCGCGCUCUCGGCGCUCAGCACGAUCGUGUUCUCGCUCACAGCCAGGUCCAGCUUAUGACGAACGGCGCCCGGGACUCGCUGUCCGCGGGAUAAGCGACUUCCAGCUCGUUGCUUUGAAGACACCCAGGACUAAGUAAUGUCGCUGUCCGAGCACAUCUUAUUCCUGGGGAGAAAUGUUCUGCUUCUUUAGGAACGGCAUUAUCCAGGACUUCCUCAAGGCGGGUCUCCCUUUGUCCGCGGGGUCCCAGGAAACUCCGAAAUGCACUGAAGACAUCCGUAACGCGAUGUUACCAAAGCAGUUUACAUAUGUCCUUAUAUGCAUAUUUUUUAUUAUAUAUUUAGUGUUUUAUAGAAUUUUUUAAAGUUAACAUGAAAUGCAGAUAUUGAUUUUUUCCCCCGGCUAUGAAAUGCAGUGGGCACCGCAAUCAUGCAACUAUCGUUUGGAAAUAUUUCCCUUAGAGACAGAGUUUGAAACUCGCCUCGCUCAGUCAGUCGCAAGUUGCCUGUGCGGCGUCACCGGAUGGAGUGGCGGGCGGCCGGGCCUGCCCGGGACUCCCGGCUGCUGGCUGUGCGGGACUCUCCGGACGCCUCACGCGUUGGACCAGGUCCCCUGGCGUGUACAAUGUUUUUCCGCUCUGUUGUGAAUUUCCUUGUUCGGCACAACUCGCGAUGGUUUCGGGAAUGGCUGCAAUUUCAAAACCUAAGCUCACUGCCCGAGAGGUCCCUUGUGCAAUAUUCUCGCUCUCAACCUAGCAUGGACCGUAAGACUCUCCGCUCUCCUGAGUUAGUUGUCUCCGCAGUAACCUGAUCUCAGACGUGACAUCUGACGUUGCAUAUCCUGUAGUAACAUAGUGACACAGACCAAAAGUUACUAUAGUCAAGUCUUUCAGAUGCUAAGAGAUCAUUUCACUAUCUUUCAAUGUAUAUGUUUGAAUGUACGUUUUUUAAACAAAGGUAAUUCUCUCUUCGCGGAUUCAUAAUUUCUUUCCAGAAUUUCUUAUCUAGAAUACGUGUAUCUCUAAUAAUAGAGCCCCCCUUUGGAGUCAGACUCACGGCUGGAGUUCGGCAGACUUCUCUUCUUUCAGCAAAUAGUUGCUGCAAAGACUUUUUUCCACGACCCUCUAAAAGAUCAUUAGUACAGUUGGUGUGGUAUCUCUAUGAAUCUCCUGUUUUGCAGUCAGUAGCCUAGACGCUUUAUACGCCUAACCUUCUAAGUCUUAAAAUCACACGUUGGAAAGUGAGAGUAUCAACAGAGACCUAUUUGUUAUAAUGGGGGAGGUUUUGUAGCCGGUACUAGUGGACCAGUGCAUAUCAAAGGCAAUGAUAUUUUCUACACAGAUUUUCACCUGUAAACACGCUGCCACUUUUCCUCUUCCCCAGAGGGCUCAGAUUUGCCUGCAGUUGUCAUUUUUGCUUACCAGAUAAUACGUCUACUCUUUGACCUUCUCACUAUAUUUAUGCAACCAAGUCAUAUUCAGGAUUCCACUUGUGUAAAAACUAGGGUGGCGACAGGGAAAAUACUGUCGGUAUUUCAAGCUGUGUUCCUUCCUUAGUUUGAUAUGGUUCCUUCUCUGUUAAAACAAAAUUUUAAAUCACACACACACAAAAACCACCACAAAAUAAUAAAAUGACUGAAAAGAAAAGAAAAGCCACCCCAGGCAGCCCCCAACCCCAGUGUCAACGGUAUUUACCAGUGAUCUAGAAGCAUAUGUAAUCUUUUCUUAAAGCUAUUGUUAAUAAAUAUUCUGUCAUUCGUAAAGAUGCUUGUCUUUCGGGAGCCUUCUUCCUGCCUGCCUGUGAGGGACUUUGUCAGCUCACCUGAGCUAGUUAUAGUUUGAGAUCCCAGAGGGACUCAGACGCCUCUGGCCAGGAUCCAAAGCUAGAUGACCCUGAGCCACUCCUUUGGAAGUGACAACCCCGCAGACACCAUUUCAAAUCCCCUUUGCAGGUUGAGAGGGUCAAAACCCACAAAUAAAUGUCCUGAGAUCAAACCUGAACACUUCCCCUCGAUUAGCGAAAUCCUGUAUCUCUAAUCUAAGGACCUCUGCCGUUUGGAGGUUUUCCCCACCCCCUCGUUAAAAAGAUAAAACCUAACCGCGAGCAUCUGAGGCCCUUUAAAACCUUCCAACAAGCUAACCCGGGCCCAGCCACACCGAGCCCCCCCAGCCCCGAGCGCGGCUUGCGUCCCGUCUCACCUCUGUG
This is a messenger RNA of Miniopterus natalensis, 5350 nucleotides long. The record is from RefSeq and is a predicted model, not a curated record. NCBI's taxonomy places the organism in Eukaryota, Metazoa, Chordata, Mammalia, Chiroptera, Miniopteridae.